Messenger RNA from Spirodela intermedia, 1611 nucleotides. The record is from the annotation of a GenBank genome assembly. Lineage: Eukaryota; Viridiplantae; Streptophyta; Magnoliopsida; Alismatales; Araceae.
AUGGAGCGGUGGGUCCCGCUCUUCCAGAUCUUCCUCCAUUCUCCAUGCCCGGAAGGGGAGGCUUCCCUCUGGUUCCAGCAGCAGCAGCAGCAGCAGCAGCAGCCACCACCUGGUCACCACGUCACUUCCGCCUUCCUCUCUCUUCUCGAAGCCCCCACUGCCGCGGUCUCCCGGUCAACCCCGUCGUCUUCGCGGAGGUGAGCGGAGGCUUUCCAGAGUCUGCUUUUCCACUCUCUACCGUGGGCCAUCCCAGCUGGUUGAUCGAUUCCUGUUUCUUCUCCUGGCAUUUGAAGGUGCGUGUGGAUGCAGACGCUCCCGCCGGCGGUGCAGUCGCAGGUCCUCUCCUUUCUCGCCAUGGAGAGCCGCAGGUUCUGUCGUCGGCGUCUCCGCUCCCUCGCCCGUCAUAUUCUCGAGGAUGAAGCAUCUGGAGCUCGGCACAACGGGGAGUACUCCUGGGUUCUGGCGGCUGCCCGCAACCUGCUCGACUGUGUUUCCCCGUCCCAUGAUCCCAAAGCCCAUGAAGAAACCGGGGAGGAGGGAGGUGGAGAGGAGAUGGAGGAAGAUUUCGACAGUGUUCCUGCAUGGCUGAGCAGCGUGACAGCGGUAGAGAGCCCCCUUCUCCCUUGGCUUCCUCUUUCUCUCCACCAAAUUCAUGAGCUGGGCCGAAGGUCUCGUUUUGCCCAAGAAGAAGAGGUAGAAGAAAAGUUGACCAUGGAGGAAGAGAUAGAGAUGUCAGCAGGAGAGCAAGCUGGGGCCCAUUAUCCUGACCUCCAGAUUCUAAAUCCUGGUACAUCGGAGAGAGCACUGUCUCUGAAGGCCAAAAUUUUGACAGUAGCUUCUUCCUCUGAUGCACUGCUGAUGGCCAGUGAAAUCCAAGCCCUGUGUUUCAGCCAUGGAGAAGCAGAGAACCAGAGACCUCUUGAGGUCUUGAGCCUGAUGGAACCGUGGCAAGCGGAGGACGAGAUGGCAUCAGUUCUUCUCUCCCAUCUCUCCUCGAGUUGUUCCCUCGGCAACCCUCACGCCUCCGGCCUUCUUCUCGCUUCCGUUGUCCUCCCCAAGCUAAUGGUACUGCAGAGCCCAGCCUCUCGGGUGCUGCUCUCCACCACAGUCGACUUCUGCAAACUGCACCAGGUGGCGGCAACCAAUGCCCUCUUCCUCCCUCUGAUUCUCCUCAAGGAAGGAAUCAACAGCCACCUCUGUGAUCUCUUGAGCAAGAUCGUCAGAGAGUGCCUGCACCCGUCUCACGUCUCCGCCUGCUGCCAGAAGCUGCUCCGAGGGGCGACCCUGAAGGAAGAGAUCAUAUGCUUGCCCUCUCACCAGAGCUUGAUCUCAGAUUACCCAGUGUGGACGGAAUCGUUGUUCAGCCUUUUCCAACAGAUCCUGACUCGGGGUGUUCUGUUGACCCCGGAUGCGGUGGAUCGUCUUGUUUCCGUCGUCGACGACUCAGCGAGUGCGCACAGGAAAUCACUCAAGUUCUGUAACUUCUUGCUGUGCAUGAUCAGCAGAUGUCCCCGUGCGGUCAAGUGCCAUAAGACCUCUCUUAUGAGGACGGCAGAAAGGACUGACACGUUUGUGACGAAGUCCAUACUCUCGAAGUUGGGGAGUCAAUGA